This is a messenger RNA of Brassica napus (rape), 1684 nucleotides long. Its product is annotated as cytochrome P450 708A2. The record is from RefSeq and is a predicted model, not a curated record. Bases 76 to 1524 code for a protein of 482 amino acids. The transcript has 8 exons. Gene Ontology annotation, molecular function: monooxygenase activity; oxidoreductase activity, acting on paired donors, with incorporation or reduction of molecular oxygen; heme binding. Gene Ontology annotation, biological process: sterol metabolic process. NCBI's taxonomy places the organism in Eukaryota, Viridiplantae, Streptophyta, Magnoliopsida, Brassicales, Brassicaceae.
AGCAGAAACUGUUAUUUAUUUAAUCAAAGUGAAAGUUGUUGUCAAGGUCAAGCAUUGAGACUUGAGAGGCAGCGCAUGAUGAGUUUCAUGUGGAACAUUGAGGUAUUAGUCAUAGCUUUAGUUGUUGUAAGGAUCAGCCAUUGGUUGUACCAAUGGUCGAACCCAAACGUCAGGUGCAGUGGCAAGUUACCGCCAGGUUCAAUGGGUUUCCCGCUCAUCGGAGAGACAGUUGAUUUCUUUAAGCCUUGUGGAUUUCUCGAGAUCCCAUCCUUUUUUCAGAAUAGGAUGCAAAGGUACGGGUCGUUGUUUCGGACCAAUAUUAUGGGUUCUAAAACUGUGAUAUGUACGGACUCAGAUGUUAUCUUCGAGAUUUUUCGACAAGAGAACCAGUCUUUCGAACAUAGCUAUCCUGAUGUUUUUGUCAAGGUUCUUGGAAAAGAUAAUUUGUUUUUCAAGACAGGGGACAUCCACAAGCAUUUAAAGAAAACCACUAUGCAUCUUAUUGGUUCUGAAGGUUUGAAGAUAAAUAUGAUAAGAAGCAUGAACCAGGCGACCCGCCAGCAUCUUAACUGGAAGGCUAGCGAAGGCACAUUCGACCUUAGGGAUGCAGUUUCAAGUUUGAUAUCAUCGUACAUGACAACGAAGCUGAUAAGUAACCUCAAAACAGAGUCUCGAGCAAAACUUAUAGAUCAUUUCAAGGCCUUCAAUUUAGAUUGGAUCCGGUCACCCUUUGCUCCCUCCACCUGGAAAAUUAUUUACGAUGUCCUUAAGGCAAGAAAAGGAGCGAUGCAGGUAAUAAAGGAAGCUCUCAAGAAGAGGAAAGAGUCAAGAGAACAACACGGAGACUUCCUAGACACGUUACUAGAGGAGAUGGAGAAAGAAGGCAGCAUUUAUGACGAAGCUUCUGUAAUAAACCUUCUCUUAACUAUUGGAGUCAUCUCAAAAGAUACUACAUCUGUCGCUACUGCCUUGAUGGUCAACUUGCUAUUCAAAAACCCAAAAGUGCUUACAGAGCUGAAGAGAGAGCAUGAGGCGAUUUUACAAAAGAGAGAAGAUAAGGAAGCUGGAGUUAGCUGGGAAGAUUACAAAUACAACAUGACUUUCACUAACAUGGUUAUCAAUGAGUCACUUCGACUGUCAAACUUGGGUUCCAUAUUAUUUAGAAAGGCCCUGAAAGAUGUUGAAAUUAAAGGAUAUAUAAUUCCAGCGGGUUGGAUCGUGGCCGUUGCACCAUCUGUGGUUCACUAUAACUCUCAAAUCUAUGAAAAACCGUUGGACUUCAAUCCCUGGAGAUGGGAGGGGAAAGACUUGAGGUCAGUGACUAAAACUUUGAUGGUGUUUGGAGGUGGAACGAGACAGUGUGUAGGAGCAGAUUUUGCGAAGCUUCAAAUGACAGUCUUCCUUCACCAUCUUGUGACCACUUACGAUUUCUCGGUGGUCCAAGCAUGUGAGAUGACUAGGACACCAUUUCCUUGCAUCACCAAGGACCUGCUUAUAAACAUCUCCCCAAAGUCCCCCAAGUGAACCUUUCCGUUCCAAGUCUUAUUAAUUAACUCACUAGUUCUAAUAAAUUGAGCAUUUCAUCCAUAAUAAAGACUAGUUUCUGCAAUCUUAAGAAUCCUUCAGAGAUUCUGAUCAAUAUAACUAUAUAACUUAUCGUUUAUAAUUUUAAGAUAUUCUACCA